This is a messenger RNA of Coniophora puteana RWD-64-598 SS2, 1754 nucleotides long. RefSeq lists its product as uncharacterized. Lineage: Eukaryota; Fungi; Basidiomycota; Agaricomycetes; Boletales; Coniophoraceae. The coding region runs from base 68 to 1177 and encodes 369 amino acids. The record is from RefSeq and is a predicted model, not a curated record. The transcript has 4 exons.
GCAAUUUCCGCCUCAGUGGCCUCUGCCCGUCUCCUGCUAGUGACCUCCCUGCCUUCCUGUACCCGCCAUGCCCAGCUUGACCGGGUCCACAUCCACCCCGGUGUACGUCAAGGAAGGUCUCGAGGCAGCUCUCAUGCAGUUCGGUAUACCGGACAGUAUCACGGGCGUCACCAAACACGUCAGGCCCGUUGGAUCGUAUUCAUGGGUCACAGGCAGCACACCGACGAUAGUCGUUCCAGGCUCCCCGAGCAUAUGGACCAACUCGCGCGUGCGGCGCGUCAUGCCCGAUACAGGCGUCGUCGUGCACGACGAGAACGCGCACCACAUGGGGCGGCACGCCUCCCCGCUCACGCCUAUCUUCGCCGCGCUCGACGCGCUCUACGGCGCGGACGAGAACCUGUUCCGGUACGCGGACCUCGACCUCGUCACGGACCGGGCCAACCUCGAGAAGCUGCUGCGCUUCAUCAUGGGCGCGGACACCGAGGCGUUCCGCAUCGACGUCGAGCGCGGCGGGCAGGCGGUGCUGUUCACGGGCUGCGAGCCAAGGGUGAGCGAUCGCAUUGUCGGAUUUCAGGGGUACGGAAGGUCGUAUCAGAAGGCGGCGGCGAGUCCUGCGCCCGGGUGCGAGGCGGCGGGAGGGCACUACAGGCUGAAUGUGCUGACGCUGGGCGGCCUUCGAAUACUGCUCCGCUUCCCCGUCGCAGCGUGCCUCAGCGCGCCCUCGUCGCUCACGCCGGACUCGCCGCUCCUCUCGGGGCACGUGCACGGGCUCACCGUGCGGCUCAACUCCCCGCCGAAGCUCGUCGCGCAGUCGCAGCUCGUCGAGCUGCGCUUUACGACCUCGCGCAGGCCGCUCGACUGGGCGGAGACGUUCCCCGCGCUCUCGCUCUCGCGCACGCCGUGGCUGUUCGUCGCGAACCACAGCACGGGCGUGUUCAACGAGCCCGAGAAGGUCGAGCUCAGCUCCGAGAAGCUCGCGGCGCACGCGGAGAAGGCGGAGACGAGUCUGUGUAAGCUGAAGCUUGUGAUUGCGGCUGUGUUGGCUGUGGUAAGGAUGCACGACGAGCGCGUGCCGAUGAGUUUGGUAAGGGAGGGGAAGAAGUUGACGUUGUAUAGGAGGAAGAUGGGCACGGGGAGUAUGUUGGAUGAUCAGAUUCUGCGGAGGUUUUGGAAGUGAGGCUUCUAGCGUGGGGCGGGGGCGUCGAAAGCGGGCCGAGGGGCCUUGUUGCGGCGCGGUCUUCCUUCCUAAGACGGGCAUGAUUUCCUCCUUUUAUACUAGCAUCGUUUUAUUGACGUUCCGCUCCUCGAGUUUAUCUUCUUCCUUAUGCGUUUUAGCGUCUCGUUUUCUCCCUUUCCUUUCCCUUCUCGCUUUGCUUUGCUUUGAUUUUGCUUUAUGCGGACGAUGGACACUCAUGAAGAAGCUUAUCACGAUUGUAUCCUUAGUACACUAAGCGCGCGGCGCGCAACUCUCCCCGGAGCUAUCGUAUACUUCGAGAACCCUUGCUUCUCAUCCUAUUUCACCUGGGCAUUUGGAAGGAGGCCAAGGCGUCGGGCAUCUGAUGCGAUGCAUACGCGGACACGCUAGUGGCGCGCAUGUCGGCUCGGUGCGCGCGAGCGCUGAUCCUGCGAGUCGGAAAUUAACAUGCUGGUGUAAAGUUGUUUUGAUUUUGGUUUGCUUGGAGGAUGUGGUAGUCAGCAUCAUUUGUAUAUAGAGCAUCGGGGUAUCGUAGCAUUUCUGCAGCUAGAAAUAGGAU